CUCAGCAGUUUCUGCAUGCACGCGUCAGUUUGGACCUAACAGUCGGGACUUUACUGGAAGAGCGGAGAGUAUCAGAGGAAACUCAGCCAUGCCGAAAUACAUAUUACGCUACUUCGACCUUAAGGCCUAUGCCGAGCCCUCCCGACUGCUGUUUACACUAGCAGGGCAGGAAUAUGAGGAUAUCAGGUACACUCGGGAAGAAUGGGUGACCGAGAAGCCAAAGACACCACUGGGUAAGAUUCCCGUCCUUGAGAUUGAUGGGAAACCGUUUGGCCAGAGUAACGCCAUACACAGAUACCUUGCAAAGACAUUUGGUUUUUAUGGUAACGGCGAUCUGGAAGCCCUAGAGAUCGAUCAGGUCCUCGGUGUCGUCUAUGACGCCUAUGAAGCCUACUUGCUAUAUGCUGUCGAGAAGGACGAAGCCGUGAAGGCUGAGCUGAUGAAGGGGGUGAAGGAAGUCAAAGUACCGUUGUAUUUCGGCAUGCUGGAGAAGUUGCUCAAGAAAAGUGGCAGUACUGGAUUCUUUAUUGGCAAGAAGAUCACUCUUGCUGACGUCAGUGUGUUUGAUCUAGCCGAUAAAAUGGAGUCGGUGGUCAAGCUGGAAGACUACCCUCUGGUCAAGAAAUGCAGUGACAACGUUUUGGCCAACCCUAGAAUCAAAGCAUAUGUUGAUAAACGGCUGGUUACAGAGAUGUGAUCCGUGACGCAUGAACAUUGAUAUUUCUCUGUACAGAUGAUAAAUGCUAGGCUGAUUUAUGCUUAACAUAUAUGAGUGAGUGCGAAAGUUGAAUUUAACAAUACUCAAGGAUAUGAACUACACGAAUCAGUAAUACCACUUUGAAAGCUACAAGUUCCAUGAAGAAUUACAUUCAUCUAGUUUUCUGUGAGAAUAUUAAAAAAAAUACUAUACUUUCAA
Haliotis rubra (blacklip abalone) is the source of this 916-nucleotide messenger RNA. Its product is annotated as glutathione S-transferase 1-like. The transcript is spliced from 5 exons. Lineage: Eukaryota; Metazoa; Mollusca; Gastropoda; Lepetellida; Haliotidae. Gene Ontology annotation, biological process: glutathione metabolic process. Bases 89 to 697 code for a protein of 202 amino acids. Gene Ontology annotation, molecular function: glutathione transferase activity. The record is from RefSeq and is a predicted model, not a curated record.